GGGAGGUAGAGCUCAAUAAAGCGUCAAGAGUUGGUGGCCCUGAACGACCCCAACAACAACAACGGCUGUGGUUAAAUGUUUUGAAAAUUAUUACACUUCAGCCAAAGAAAUUUUUGCUACCGCAGUCAAAUAUUGCCGGCAAAUAUGUUACACGAUCUUAUUUCUGCUGUUAAAGGAAUUGGGGGAGACAUGUUUGUGGGGAAAGAAGACUUUCGUUUUGAGGUUUCCAAUGACCUGGGUUUUCUUCAUCCAAGUGAGUUUGCCAUCAUCCACAAGAUACUAAGUAUUGGGACUCACUACAAGAAGAUUACAAAUUUUUGUAAUACUUAUGACAUUGUACGAAUUAAUACAGAUAAAAAAUAUCGUUGUGGAUUAUAUCUGUCAUCACUUGCUUCAGCUCUUCAUAAAACAGCACGAAGCUUUCACACUACAGUGGUAGAGCUGGAGUACAGACUACUGAGUGAUCCACACCUUCCUCUCAGUGAAUUGCUGCUUACUCUUCAACCUACAGCUCCAUUAUUAGCUGCACUUUCCUCACUAGUAACUCAGAUUGAAGAGAAAAAUGUUCAUGGAUGCAUGAUACUGGAAGUUCUUCACAAGCACACAGCAAAUUCUGUGGCACAUGUGAAGCAGGUUCUCAUGUGGGUAGAGCAGGAAGUUCACUCAGUUUUGUUUGACCAACUGACUCACUGGUUGCUGUAUGGAUUGUUGCUUGAUCCACAUGAAGAGCUUUUUAUCCACAUAACUACUGACACUGAUGCUCCAAGUGAGGUGCAGGAAAUGGAUGCUCUUAGCCUUGAAGGGUUAGAGUGUCCUAAAAUGAAUCCAGAAUGCAAGUUAAGGCUGGAGAUGCUGCCCAGCCACAUACCUCUCGCUGUUGCCGAAAAAAUUCUCUUUAUUGGGGAGGCCAUCCUUGUGUUUGAGAGGGAGGCAAGAAAAGAAAAUGAUGUUGCAGAUACAGCAUCAGUGUCAUCACAUAGUGGUCAAGUGUUGAAAAGCAGAGAAGAAGAAUUUAAAGGUCUCAUACAAGCAUUGGGCCAGGAGCCAACAUUCUCCAUCUUACAGUUCAGCCAAGUUAUUGAAACAGUCAGGCACUGUGUAUCUGAGGAACUCUGGAAAAUAGUUAUGGAUGCAGGAUUGGUAACAGAAUUGGGCAAUCUAAAAGCUGUCUUCCUGCUGGGUCGGGGAGAGCUCUAUCAAACACUAAUCCCAUCCAUCACACCAUUUCUUCGAAACAGUUCACCCAGUGCUAAUUUUGACGGAUUAUUCCAGUUAGCAGGCCGCCAAGUGCUACUGGAGGAGGAGAUGUUGGAAAAGUUUGCACUUUCCCUGAAAAUUGUGCCUACUGCACAGGCCACUCCAGUCAGAGGUCAACCAGAUAAAAGUUGGCGAAAUCUGAAGCUGGAAUACCAUUCUAAGUGGCCACUGCAUAAGCUGUUUACUCCAUCAGUUCAGGACAAGUACAAUUCAAUUUUUACAUUUCUCUUGGAUGUUCGUAGAGCUCAGUUCCGACUCCAACAGUUGUGGAUCACACAGAUGCGAACGAAAUUCCAUAGAAAAAGUGAAGCAGACCGUCUUCAGUGGACACUGAGGCACCACAUGAGUCUCCUGAUUGAUAACAUCCAGUACUACUUACAGGUUGAUGUACUGGAGUCACAGCACUGGCAGCUUAUUACAGAAAUUGGCAAAACUCGGGAUUAUCAACAGCUGGUCCGAGCCCAUCAUAACUUCCUGGUCUCUGUCUCAGCUCAGUGUUUUCUUAACAACACCAUGGUCAGCAACUCUCUGCAGCAGUUACUCAAGCUGGUCCAUAAGUUUUGUUCCAUUUUGGAAUCUGUAUUCAGUAAUGAAUCUAAAGAUAGAAAUGCUCCUCUUAGAUCAGCUAUUGCCCUUAAUGUGCAGCCAGUUCUUAGUAGUGCAGAGCAAAUCAAGAAGUUAAAUGAAGCAUUUGAACGGGCAGCAGCCUAUCUAUUUUUUGUGUUGUCUAACUUAAGACUUCAUCAGGGAUCACAAUAUACAUCUCAGCUCAUUAUGAGAAUUGACUAUAAUAAGUAUUAUAGUAACAAUACAACUGUUAGAAGGUUCAAAUCCCCUCUUGAUGCACUCUAAGUAUGAUAUUGUAAAAUAACACACAAGUUUCAGAUUUAAAUUCCUUUGAUUGGUGGGAAGGUUGGUUUCCAGAAACCCAAUGACUGGGACAACCCAUGGUCUAGAGCAGCAGUGGGCAAACUACAGCCCGCAGGUUGCAUGCAGCCCGCAGGUUGCAUGCAGCCCGCCAAAGGUUUUCAUGCAUCCUGCAUCUCAGCACUCAAAAAGUUUCAAAAUCUGAAAAUUUUUUCAAGAAAGACGUUUGUGUUGUUUUCAUCAACUUACAUUUGUGAGCAGACUUUCUCUAUGAAGAAAGUUCCCCUGCACUGAAAAAUUUGCUCACCCCUGGUCUAGAGAAACCCUUUUGACUCUGGACCCAAAAAUAUUACAUUAAGCUUUAAAAAUGGCUAAACACCUGUGUAGCCUGAGUUCAUGGUCAUUCCCCUUAAUCCAGAUUUACAGCUGGAACUUCAUGAUCAUGUAAAACUUAUAAUUUAUGAGAUAUUUUUUUAUUUUAUUAACACAUUGGCCGAUUCCCACCAAGGCAGGGUGGCCCGAAAAAGAAAAACUUUUACCAUCAUUCACUCCAUCACUGUCUUGCCAGAAGGGUGCUUUACACUACAGUUUUUAAACUGCAACAUUAACACCCCUCCUUCAGAGUGCAGGCAUUGUACUUCCCAUCUCCAGGACUCGAGUCCGGCCUGCCGGUUUCCCUGAAUCCCUUCAUAAAUGUUACUUUGCUCACACUCCAACAGCACGUCAAGUA
Molecule: messenger RNA, 2854 nt
Organism: Cherax quadricarinatus
Lineage: Eukaryota; Metazoa; Arthropoda; Malacostraca; Decapoda; Parastacidae
Gene: Grip75
Product: gamma-tubulin complex component 4
Biological process (GO): cytoplasmic microtubule organization; spindle assembly; meiotic cell cycle
Cellular component (GO): centrosome; spindle pole; gamma-tubulin complex
Molecular function (GO): microtubule minus-end binding; gamma-tubulin binding
Source: RefSeq, a predicted model, not a curated record